This is a messenger RNA of Colletotrichum lupini, 927 nucleotides long. RefSeq lists its product as uncharacterized. Bases 1 to 927 code for a protein of 308 amino acids. The record is from RefSeq and is a predicted model, not a curated record. NCBI's taxonomy places the organism in Eukaryota, Fungi, Ascomycota, Sordariomycetes, Glomerellales, Glomerellaceae. The transcript is spliced from 8 exons.
AUGACGUUGCCUUUGCCAGGUUUCCCCAUCCUUGGAUCCCCCCCAAAAAACGGUCAAUCUAAUGUACCAACGGACCACAACUUCACGAUCCGUGGCACAUUACCCCCAGAGUCCAGAGCACCAGCGAUCACGGAAACAAUACCCCGUACACCACCACACCAGGAAUUAGCACGGUCGAUAGCCGCCGGAUGGCCUCGGGUCCGGCUCAAACCCAAAACUCAGAUGGACAAGUCUCAAACACAAUUACCUUGUAACAUUAUUCGCUCGUCGACACCGUGGGCUCAAGACUCACCUGAAUCCCAAGGACGAGGCGUUUCUCGAGAAAAGGGAACCAAAAAGGGGUCCAGCGCGAAUUUGGCUCAAACUCAAUCGGACAUUGGACGAUGGUGCUAUCCGACUCACACGAACAGACGUACGCCGCAGCCCAUCUUUGGUACAUCGGACAGCUUUGACUGCAAGACGAGCCGAAGCUUUGGGUUGUUGCUUUCGAUGCGAGAACUCUUUGGCGCUGUCGACUGUUUUUCGGGCAAGCGAGUGGGAAAGCAGAGGGGUUGUAUCCGUAGCCGAGGCGAUCCUGAGCCGUCGAUCAUCCCGACAUCUUUUGAGAGGGAGGCGAAUGCUUCGUUGCAAGCUUUGGUCGCUGAAGCUCCUGAAACCGCUCGCUGGGCCCAGAUUUUUUUGAUUUUUUUGCCAUUGAAGCCAUUCGCAACUAGCAUGACUGCUCCGCCAGCGCCAAGAUAUUUCUUUCAGCUCACUUACACCAUGUGGAAGGCGCAUCUCGAGUUGAUACUUCACAAGUAUCCUCAUCGGCAUACCCUCGACCUCACAUAUCAAGACCGGUCUCGGGUUGAAGGCAAUGAGUUGCGACUUGAUCACAUGACCGCAAAGGAGUACUCCUUCGCUUUGGAUAACAAAACACCCAUCUAA